CGACUAGGUUCCGAAGCGGGAAACUAAGGCAAUUUUGUUGAUUGUAUAAUUUUAGUUUGAUUGCGUUAAAUUCAAGUUUAACAAAGAAGUGUCCGUUUUUACUUCAACAUGCCUAGGGACAAGGCUGCUGAACAGUUGAACGAUUUCAAAGAAUCACUGAAGGAAUUGAAGUUAAACAGAAAGUAUGCACAGGGAAAGAGUGAGGUUUUGACAACAGCUUCAGGAUGCCCCAUAGGUGACAAGUUAAAUUCUAUGACCAUAGGUGAAAGAGGACCUGUGCUUCUUCAAGAUGUGGUCUAUUUGGAAGAAAUGGCACACUUUGAUAGGGAAAGAAUACCAGAGAGAGUUGUUCAUGCUAAAGGAGCUGGUGCUUUUGGAUAUUUUGAAGUAACGCAUGACAUUACAAAAUAUUGCAAAGCUAAAAUCUUUAGUGAAGUAGGAAAAAGAACUCCACUUGCAGUUAGAUUCUCCACAGUUGGUGGAGAAUCUGGUUCUGCUGACACAGUUCGUGAUCCCAGAGGUUUUGCUGUCAAAUUCUAUACUGAAGAAGGAAACUGGGAUCUGGUUGGAAACAACACUCCCAUAUUUUUCAUCAGAGAUGCCUUGUUGUUUCCAAGUUUCAUCCAUACCCAGAAACGAAAUCCUGUUACUCAUUUAAAAGAUGUGGACAUGUUCUGGGACUUCUUGACUCUGCGGCCUGAAUCGACUCACCAGGUGUCUUUCUUGUUUUCGGACAGAGGUAUUCCAGAUGGUUACAGGCACAUGAAUGGUUAUGGUUCUCACACAUUCAAGCUUGUUAAUGCUCAGGGUGAAGCUGUUUACUGUAAAUUCCAUUAUAAGACUGAUCAAGGAAUUAAGAAUGUGCCUGUUGAGAAAGCAAAUGAACUUGCCGGCUCUGAUCCAGACUAUGCUAUUCGGGAUUUGUACAAUGCAAUUGAAGCUGGAGAUUAUCCUUCCUAUACCAUGUAUAUUCAAGUUAUGACAUUCAAACAAGCAGAAACAUGGAAAUUCAACCCAUUUGAUUUAACCAAGAUUUGGCCCCAUAAAGAAUUUCCUUUAAUCAAAGUUGGAAAAAUCGUUCUGAACAGAAAUCCCAAAAAUUACUUUGCAGAUGUUGAGCAACUUGCAUUUUCUCCUGCACAUAUGGUACCUGGAAUUGAACCAAGCCCAGAUAAAAUGCUUCAGGGAAGAUUAUUUGCUUACACAGAUACACACAGGCAUCGAUUAGGUACAAACUUUUUACAAAUUCCUGUCAACUGCCCUUACCGUGCACGCCCAAAGAAUUACCAGAGGGAUGGCCCUCAGUGUGUUGAUGACAAUCAAAAUGGUGCACCAAAUUACUAUCCUAACAGUUUCAGUGGACCUGUUGAUGAUCCUAAACACAAAGAAACAUCUUUCAAAUGCAGUGGUGAUGUUGAUAGGUGGAACAGUGCUGAUGAAGAUAAUUUUACUCAACCUGGAAUAUUUUAUCGAGAUGUAUUGAAUGCUGAGGAAAAGAGUCGUUUAGUGAGCAACAUUGUGAACCACAUUGUUGAUGCUAAGGAUUUCAUUCAAGAAAGGGCAGUGAAGAACUUCAGUCAGGCUGAUCCAGAAUAUGGACAACGAAUUAAAGAAGGCCUUGAAAAAUUAAAGACAGAGCGAGCAAAAAUCUGAAGCAGUUGUAGAAUUUUGGAGUUUCUAUUCACGUGAUAUUUUAUGCUUUAAAGCAGCAUAUUUUCAAAUUAUUUUGAUUUAGAGACUUGAUCGAAUCUUAGUUUAUGUAUGGGCAGAAUGGAUGCUCUAAGGAUAAUCAUUGUAGUAACUCACUUAUAUAAUGUGGACCAUUAUAUUUUUCUUUUGAUAUGAUGUGUAAAUUAUGAUCGUCAAAUAAAAAUAUUUUUCAUAUUCU
Messenger RNA from Stegodyphus dumicola, 1888 nucleotides. It is a transcript of the gene Cat, whose product is annotated as Catalase. Lineage: Eukaryota; Metazoa; Arthropoda; Arachnida; Araneae; Eresidae. Gene Ontology annotation, cellular component: mitochondrion; peroxisome; cytoplasm. Gene Ontology annotation, biological process: response to hydrogen peroxide; hydrogen peroxide catabolic process. Gene Ontology annotation, molecular function: catalase activity; heme binding. The record is from RefSeq and is a predicted model, not a curated record.